AUGUUUCAAUUUGAGGACAAGGAUCUGAAGACCUCAUUUAAAAUCAGUAGUGCUGCAGGCACACUGGACACUGAGCCACAGUUUCUGCCAAGCUUAAUUAUGGAGGAGAAGUGGGACAAUGAAGACUUUCCUGCUUUGACAGUCAAAGCAUCCCAUCUGGGCUCUUCUCAGAGAACACGUGGAGGAUGUCCUCGAGAGAAAGGAGAUAGUUUACCUUCUAAGAAAUGGGAUGCAAAAGGCUAUUAUGUGCAGGACUAUACAGUUGCAGAGCGCACUGCACUGAUGGAGAGUGUGUAUCCUCAGUUGUACCUCUACUGUAAGCAGAGAGGAUAUGAUUUCAGAAUGAUUGACCUGCGCAGAGGUGUGGAAGACCCUGUUACUGACCACCAUGAGUCAGUAGAGUUACAUUUAGAGAUGCUUAAGAGGUGUCAAGAGACAGAGGGGCCAAGCUUUUUUCUGUUCACAGGUCAGAAGCACGAGUUCCAGUCAUUACCAACCAUCAUCUCCCAAAAAGACUUCGAAGCAAUUUUGAAUAUUGUUAUAAGAGACAGGGAAAGAGUUUCCAAGAGAAAGUCAGACUUGGAAGAAACACCCAGAGAAACUCAGUCCAGCAUUACCAAUAACAGCGAUAAUAAUUUUACCCUGGAACCAGAGAGGCUUGAAAAUGAGAGGAAAACAGGAAGCACUGCUUUAAUGAGCGAAAAUACUAAUUCCUUGGAAGAAGAUGAAGAAGAGGCUUUCUUAGCGAGAUGUUGGGCAGACUUUGAUCGGGAUUUGACUCUCUUGCUGACGUGGUACCGGCUAGAUGAGAACACAGUUCCACCUGUGUACCGCCUGCUGCCUGUCAGUACAAACCACCCUGACUUCCUGAGCCGUGAUGGGGAACGUAGGAAAGCAGCGAAGAAAGCAUGGUAUUUUACCUGUAAGCGAAUAUGUCGGGUAUUGCAGAGCAAUGGACCAGAAGCCAUUGGAGAUGCAGAAACUUUGUUUCUGCUUAGGACAGUAAUGGACUGGGAGGUAGAACAGGGUCUAGGAGCAAAGCUCCCAGCUGAGGAGUACAGUCACUGUUAUAAGCGCACCAUCACUGACCUGUUGUAUAACUUGAAGAGUGAAUAUGCCUCACAGUUCAUUGACCUGCUUAAAGGCAGAGCAGAGCUUAACCACACCCUGUAUCAGGCACAGCAGACCUUCAUCCACAACAUACACAGGAAGCUCCGACACACUAAUAUCUACGAGGUUAAUGUGAGCUGGGGGAAGAAAGGUCUCAGCCCCAAACAUAACAGAUCACAUCAGUUCUACACAGAUCGUCUCUGUUCUCAUUUCCUGCGCACAGUCAUGGCAGCCUUCAACAGGGUGAUGCAUGUAAGACCAAUCAAAGGCUCUUUUGAUAUCAUGAGAAAAGAAGCUUUACGAACUCAAAUUCAGGAGGAGAUUCAGCUUCACCUCAAACAUGGAAAAACACUAGCACAGAGCUUUGAGCUUAGGCAGAACUUUCUGCUGGAAGUCAGGGAUGCCGUGCAAAUGUCAGCCUCCUCCCAGAAUGCUUUGCUGCUGUUAGGAGAGCCAGGUUUAGGGAAAAGCACCAUCCUGGCCAAAGUGACGGAGCUUUUACCAACUUGGAUACCUGGAGAUGUGACAGUGCUGGGGUGUUUUGUUGGACUGACGUCAGACAGCAGAAAUAUGCGACUUCUGCUGCAAUCUCUUUGUACACAGAUAGCAGAGGUCUACUGCAAAAGCACAGAAAUAUCAGAGUCUUUGGCUCAGCUGUGCAAUGAGCUGCAUUCUUUGCUGACGUUGGUGAAUGAAACCAGGCCUCUGGCUCUAGUGCUUGAUGGUCUGGAUGAGCUGAGUGAAGAACAUGAAGCAGAUUUGUCCUGGCUCUACACUCCUCUACCUCGACAUGUCUACACUAUUUUAUCUGCCAACUCACAGUCCACUUCUGCCCACUCGCUACAGGCCCACGCUAAAGUCUCAGUUCUUACCAUUCCUCCUCUGAGUAGUGAGGAAAUCAAAGCCACUCUGACCUCUAAGCUUCUCUCUGACACUUAUCAGCUUCGAGAGGACCAGUGGAGCCUCUUACUUCGCUCGUGUCUCUUCUGUCCUUUUCCUAUGUAUCUUAGAUUUGCCUACACUGAAAGCAGAAAGUGGACCUCCUUCUCCUCACCAGAACAGCUCUCACUUCCUGGAGAUGUGAGAAGUCUAUUCCUGACCCUCUUGGCACAUUUAGAGCGUGAAUAUGGUGAGAAUCUGGUGCGGCGUGCUACGUCACUGAUCGCACUCUCACGUGGUGGAGUAACAGAAGAGGAACUGUUGAAACUGUUAGGACAUGACAGGCGGGUUUCUCAGGAGCUUACACAGUUACACAAUCACAUUCCAACCACCUCCGGAUUUCCCAGUGUACCUUAUGGUAUUUUGGCCCGGCUUAAGUGGGAACUCAGGUCUCACAUUAUGGAGGUAGAAAGUGAUGGGACAUGGGUAUUAUGCUUUGCCCACACCGAAUUCAGCCAUGUCAUACUCCAGCGCUAUUUGAAAACUGAAGACUUAGUAAAAGCUAUCCAUAUAGACUUUGCAGAUUAUUUUAGCUGCAGUGCUUCUGACAGUCACAUUUUCCAGCCACUUGCAUGGAGUAGAGAUGAAGAUGGCAGGAAAUGUUAUGUGUUUAAUUUGCGUAAGCUUCAUGGACUGCCCUAUCAUCUUAUACAUUCAGGACAGAUUCUGUCUCUGUUCAGCAAGUGCCUAUUUGACUAUGAGUUCCUGCUGCAUAAAGUCUGGGGUCUGUCUAUCAAUCAUGUAGAAGAGGAUCUGAAAGCUGGUGUCAUGCCAGAUAAGUAAGAACUAUGGGCCAGGUAGAAUUAUACUGAGUUGUGUAGUAAAGAUGUAGUAUCCAAGAUGUAGUAAAGUGUAAUCAGUUUGUAUGCAUAUUUUUGUGUUCGGGCUACAGAGAGUUGCCUGAUAUAGAUAUUCUGGCCCAGGCUCUCUGUCUCUCACGCCCUGUGCUGUUAAAGGACCCAUCCCAACUAGCAUCUCAGUUACUGGGGCGUCUUCUCCAUAUCGCUGCCCAGGAUAAGCCUGUGGCUCCAGGUACUGUGAACAGGCACGUGAAACUUCUUACAGCCAGUGGUACUUUUCUCUGCAUUGACAUUCUCAAUUGCACUGGCAUUCCACUACAGGUGACCCUCAGCACUUUUCUUACUUGCAUAAGCUGUUGACCCAGUGCCAGUACUCAUCAGUGCCUGUCCUGGUGCCAUCGUAUAGCUGCCUUCUGCCCCCAGGAGGAAUAAUACACACACUACUUGCAGGUAGAACUGUGCAGACAUGUUUUCACUUUCAAUUAAGCUUAAGCAAAAUAUUCUUGAACGUACAUAUUACAUGCAAUACAUCAAAUAUUAGUGUUUAUUAGCCCAAAAAUGAGACUAAACACAUGUAAGGACAAGCACAAUAUCGCAUCAUCUCCCAAUGAUAGAGCAAAUGCUUUUCUGUUGCAUGACUUGGGAGCUCAGUAUUUUCAAUAUUUAAUUAUAAAGAUUAAAGAAAAAUUAUAUUUUAAAUUUGCUACCUCAAGUGUUUCUAUCUGCAAAUUUAACCACAGCCACACACCCACACAAAAAUAUGAAGUUGAAAAUAUGUAACAGGAAAAUAUUCAGCAACAAUAUUUUGUAGUAUAUGUCGCAAAGCAGCUAUGGAAGCAAAUGCAGGUGUUUAAUGUUUUUAUUAAAUAUGCCAAACAAAACAGAUUACAUAGGACAGACACGAGCCAGAUCAAAUCCAAAAAGAUAAUCAGAGGCUUGAUAUUGGUAAAAAAAUAGUGUGAAGUGAAAGUCCUUACAUACUAGGCUUUGUAAAAAAAAAAAGUAAAUGAUUUAAUGAAACUAAGUUCCCAGAGGAAAUGAAAAAGGUUUGCUUGAAUAUGUCAUUAUACUAGUAAUUUAAUGAAGCAACUUGCUCUCAAAUCGUGGACAACAGUUUUAUUGUUUUGAAAUAAUCUCAUUUAGAUAUGAUUGGCACUAUACCUUGUCUACAGGUCAUAUGAGUCCUGUAAAAGCACUUGCCCUGGGUCAUUAUCAUGCAGUGUCAUGCUCUGCGGAUGGAACCCUCAACCUCUGGAAGAUGGAGGAUUCAGUAACUCUUGUUAAAACUAUACCUAGUUCAGUGGGCUGUAAUCUAAACUGUGCUCCUGAUGCACUCAUUCUCUGUCUGGAGGACACUGUGUUGGUAUUAAGGAUGGGACACAGGCUUCAGGUGCAAGAGUUGGACUCUGGAAAGGUUCUUUACACAGAUGCAGUGUCUAUGGAUGUUCCUGUUAUCACAUCUACCUGCAAUGGACGACUGUUGGUGGUCUUUUACGACGGCAGUCACUUAGUCAAGGUGUUUGAUUUAGCAGUGUCCUGCUCACUGCUUCACUGUGUGAACCUCACUCUUGGUUGUGACCCCAUGCACAAAGACAACUCCAUUCUGGUCUCCCACAACUAUGUUAAAGAUUAUGUCCUCUUUGGGUAUCGGAGUGGCAGAGAAGCAGCUGUUUUCAGUGCUAGAUCAGGGUCAGUAUUGGUUACUCUAAAAGCUCAGAAUCAAGCUGCCUCUAUUCAGGCUGUGGAAAUGAACUCUCAGUACUUCCUGCUAUUCUG
This is a messenger RNA of Hemibagrus wyckioides, 4625 nucleotides long. Its product is annotated as NACHT domain- and WD repeat-containing protein 1. NCBI's taxonomy places the organism in Eukaryota, Metazoa, Chordata, Actinopteri, Siluriformes, Bagridae. The transcript is spliced from 13 exons. Bases 1 to 2832 code for a protein of 943 amino acids. The record is from RefSeq and is a predicted model, not a curated record.